Pomacea canaliculata is the source of this 1075-nucleotide messenger RNA. RefSeq lists its product as uncharacterized. The transcript has 3 exons. NCBI's taxonomy places the organism in Eukaryota, Metazoa, Mollusca, Gastropoda, Architaenioglossa, Ampullariidae. The record is from RefSeq and is a predicted model, not a curated record. The coding region runs from base 429 to 746 and encodes 105 amino acids.
AAGAUGACGAGGGUUGCUGUUGCACGUCUGCCACGUCAGGAAAAUAGUCACUACAGCCAACCACAGGCUGACGUGCUGCAGGAGAUGAGACAUUAAGACAAACUUGCAGCAUGACAACUGAGUGACACUUUCCUCCCACCUACCCAACACUCCUUACAUCCACGACAUUAUUCUCAUUACUCCCUCGUAACGCCUCCCUCUCGACACCGGCGUGCCACAGUGGUGUGUGAGAUAUAAAAGGCCUUACAUGCCACCAGCAAGGACAUUACGAAUUCACAUUUAGGUGGAGUCAUCGACUCUACAAGCAGAGGAACUAGAGAUCACCGACUAGCUGCCUGCUACACACCCCGAGUAGUCUCACCAUUGCUGUCACCACUUUCACCUGAGGAAAGACAAGAGGCCGCGAGUUCUCACUCCACAAGACCAACAUGACAACAACACAUCGGUUAAUGGCCGCCGCCUUCUACCUGUGCGGGCUUUUGUUUCUUUUUCACGUCGACUCUGUGAACAGCAUAAAAUGCAAGACUUGCAUGAACACUGGCCCCGACUGCCAUGCUGGAAAUGUGCCAGCUAAAGAGUGCUGUUUCAAAAGCAGUCAGUGCGUCACUAUGAUAUUCAACUCCACCAGAUCAUCACACCUGGAAACCUACCGAUUAUGCGGAGACGACGGAGGAAAAACACGUUGUAGGCCUGUCGGUCAUCGCAAUCAUUGCUUCACCUACUGCUGCACGGACGACUGUAACUAGUUGACAGACCAUGAGAAGACGGCAUGUACCAUGGUCAUUUUGUCAGAAGCCGCCAUUGACAGACGAAAACUAUUGCUAUUGUUCUUCUAUAUUGUAAGAAAUAGGUUUGAAUGACAUUUAGAAAAAUUACAAAUCACACAAAUCGCAUGAUUUCACUUCAAAGUCGUCUUUCGUCUGCUGCUUUGCAUCAUCGGAAAAUUUAUAAGUGAUAUUGCUGUUAUUGAAGACUUUCGAUAAUAUUCUUUCGGCUUGUCAAAAAUCUAUGGUGACAUCUCACAUAAAAUUGUUCUAUUUUUGACGAGAAAAAUAAUAAAGAAUCGAGUUGCAAA